AUGAAUAAAAAUAUAUUUCUUUGUGACUUUGAAGAUUAUAAAAACGGUCUUUUGAUUAUUUCCCAGUCCUAUGAAGAAGAAAUUUUAGAUGAGUUUUGUCUAAAUGAUUUUCAAUCAAAGGAAAUGUAUUUAUCUGAUUUAUAUCAGUUUUUGUUAAACUUAAAUAUUCAAAAAAAUAUAAUUGAUAUAUACAAAAGGAAUUCUUCUUCUCCAUUUCUAGAAUUUUCUUUGGAUCUUGAUGAUAGCCAAAAAUUAACUGACUCUAAAACUACAACCGAAAAACUUGUUGAUUUUGACAAAUUGAUAUUUUACAGUGCUAAAUUUAUAAUUUUAAGAAACAAUUACGACAUAUUGAUAUAUUACUGGAAGCUAAUAGUGAACUUUUUAAUCAAAAAACAAAUUAUAGAUCAAACUACCAAUAAUAACAAUAAUAAUGAUCAGAAACAAUUUUUGGAAUAUGAAUUGAACGUAAGUCAUUUAUCUAAAAUUAUAAAUCUUUUACAUCUAAACUCAAAAAUAGACCAACUUCAAGACUCAACUGGAACUUCAACGUCAAGUUCAGUGAUCAUUGAUAUGAUAUCAACGCAAACUAAUAAUAAUAAUCCCACUAUUAACUUUUAUGAUUUUGCUUUAAUUUUAGGAAAACUACAACUCAUCUCUUGCUAA
Molecule: messenger RNA, 666 nt
Organism: Ascoidea rubescens DSM 1968
Lineage: Eukaryota; Fungi; Ascomycota; Saccharomycetes; Ascoideales; Ascoideaceae
Gene: RAD33
Product: Rad33p
Exons: 1
Coding region: 1-666 (221 amino acids)
Source: RefSeq, a predicted model, not a curated record